Messenger RNA from Prinia subflava (tawny-flanked prinia), 8675 nucleotides. RefSeq names its product BEN domain containing 3 (gene BEND3). NCBI's taxonomy places the organism in Eukaryota, Metazoa, Chordata, Aves, Passeriformes, Cisticolidae. The transcript has 4 exons. Gene Ontology annotation, molecular function: rDNA binding. Gene Ontology annotation, biological process: negative regulation of transcription by RNA polymerase II; rDNA heterochromatin formation. The record is from RefSeq and is a predicted model, not a curated record. Bases 3564 to 6092 code for a protein of 842 amino acids. Gene Ontology annotation, cellular component: heterochromatin.
AGCUGCCUAGCAUAAGUACCUGCCCGAUUUGGGUGAGUCAGUGCCCGACUCCUGACACCGCGGGAGUUGCGAGCCCAGCCGGCCCCGCUGUGGUCCCUCUAGAGGGCAAUGCUGCCCGUUCCAUCCCGCCCCGCUGAGCCCGGGCCAGCCCGCAGGAACCCGCAGUAAAUAUGAGACCCCAUACACCUGGCUGUCCGCAGGAACAAGCACCCUUCCAGCAAAGGCUGGAACCGCACUCAGGUUAAGACAUCGCACUGUAUUCCAGAAAACAGCCGCUUGUCUCUGGGCUGCCUUGCAAGAGGAGACACCUCCCCUGCCGGCUGCACACAGUGUGGCCAGCAGCACAGGAAUGCCUGAAAGUCAGCCCAAGAGCAGCAGAAAGAGGCCUGGUUACCGGUGUGGGCUUGUCUUUUUGCACAAGGGGCUUGUUUUCUGAUUAGAGUCUUAACACAAAACGAAUAUAAGUUUCAAGGAAUUGGCUCCACACCCCACUGUUUCUCAUCUCCUUUCCUUCCAGGCUCCGUGACUCUUGCAUCUGGCUGCAAGGUGGCCUACUUUCAAGAUGUGGUGAGGUGAUAGACGAUGUACUAGUGCCAUAGCAAUACUUUUUACAGAGUGAAACUGCCAAAAUUAGUUCCUGCUGAAAUUGCUUUUGACAUCUCAUGCCACAUCUCUGCCUACUGAGUGCUGUAGGCCAUUGCAAAGAUCUACGAGAAAGAAGGUUUCGAGUUGGAUUCUUGCUUAUCCCAAAUGUUUGCAGCAGGAAGCAAAAGGGCUUCCAAAUUUAGGUUCAUUCUUCUGUUCCUUGUCGUUGUAGCAAGCACCAGGUACAUGGAGCUGUUCUGAGUCCCAGCUCAGGGGCAUGGACUGCCAGCUCUGCCACCUCCCUGCCGGCCACCUUGGUUCCUCACCCCUGCCCAGGGGAAUCUCUAGCCAACUAGAUCCUUUGAACUAACUCAGAGAAGGCAUUCUCCGGGGACUGCUUCACCUUAGGGUUUCUACAAGUAAAGGUCUAGGGACCUGCCAUAGUCCACCCACAGAGAACUCCAGUCAAGUGCCAACAGUGCUUUCAGCUUCCCUGUGUUUCUGAGCACAUCGGUGUCGGUGGCAUCACUGAAGUCUCGCUGCAGUUUGGUCAAGUCAGUAAUGGCCCAUUGUAUUCGACAGCAGUGGUGAUUUUUUUACUGAAGAGUUCUCUUGCUAGAGUACCACUACUCCCCUCCCCGGUGACCUGGAAUUUUUCAGAGACUGCUGCAGUGUCACAGAGUGGCUUUUGAGCCAAAGGCACAAAGUGGGGGCAAGAUGAACAUUUCAAUAAAUGACGUGUGUAGCACAAGUUCAAAUGGUGAAAAGAAAUGGGACUUGUCUGGCUGGGAAGCCAAUCUAAGCUUGCUACCUGCAUUGCCUGGAGACAACUUGGCUCGCUCCCUUUCCAUUGAAUACUGUUAUUGCAACAAUAUGCUCUUGCUACUUUAUGCUUAGCUGAGGCCCUUCAGGUCUCCUCCUGGGCUUGAGUCCCUAGUAGCUACAAUGCCUCAGGCCAGCACUAUAGAGCAGAAAUGAGGUGGAGUUCAAACUGGCAAGGUAUUUUCUCAAGGGCUCUGAAUCUGAGUUUGGGAUUCCACUGGCUUGCUCUUGCCUUACGGUUGCCUUUCCUUAGUCCCACUAAGUAAAGCAAUCAAGUAAAAUCCAGCUGAGCUCUAGCACUACCUAGCAGCUGGGCCAGGUGUUAAAACACGGUACGGUUUAAGAAAAGCCUCAAAUAUUCUUACAAUAAAGGGAGGGGACAAACUAUACUGUAAACUUCCGUGUUCAUAGCGCUAACAGGCUCAGAAAAGUUCGCGGGGAGUCCUCUUUAUCUCCAAAGAGAGAAUGAUGUGCUAACUGCAGAACACUUGUUAAAAAUGUAUCCUUCAUUGGAGUGACUCAUCCGAGGAGUUACAGUGCCGGUAGUUCCCGCUUUUAAGGGCUCCUUUUAACAGCUGUCGAUCAACAGCCAUAAUAAAAGGAGCAAAGUUAAAAUCAACAAACUAUUAUCUGUUAGGAUUAUUCAUGGAUAUGACACUGUAAACAUACCAAAAGUCCCAAAUGCUAAAUUUAGAAGAGCGGCAUAAGUGGAAGAACAGAAUUUUAGCGAACUGCUUCUAAAGAACGCGCCAAAAAUCUGAAAUGGUGAGGAUUUUUUAUUUUAAGAGGCACUCUUUUUAUUGUUCAGUUCAGAGGAAACAGCAUGUGACUAGGAAAGUGCUGAGCUAUUUAUGGGGCAGAAAAUUUAUCUGAGAUUUUUUCCAGUUAUUUCUCAGUUGACUUACACGUCUUUGUAUUGCUUUUGAAUUAAAAAAAAAAAAGUUUGAAAUAACAAAUGAAAAGUUUAUUUAUCUGUUACAUUCACAGCACUGCUCAGAGCUCACGAGUUCUACCUUCACACUGAGUUGCCACUCGCAUGGUGCAUAUUUGCCUUGUAACUUCUAUCGGAUACAUCCUCUGUGCUACACAGAAUCCAUCAUCCUUCAUGGCAGUAUCAGUCCUCACCUACUUACGUUAUAAUAAACACCUUUUAUAAACAUCUUUAGACUGAACUUCUUUUACUCUGGAGGAAAAAAAAAAAAAAAAGUAAAGCAAUUACAAUAUAAUUAGAGCACUUGGCUGUGUACUUUUAUUAACAGCAAAAUUAAUCUAUUUAUUAGGAACGGCAGCACUGGCCGAGUUCAUUGUGCAAGUAAAACAUUUCACGCAAAGCUGCCAAGUUCCAAAGGUAUGUUACAUAUAGCCAAAAAACAGAACUGCCAGAACUGGCCGUAGGUUACAAAACCAGACUUUGCUCUCCUACAUUUUAUUUUCUAAUCUUUGGGAAAUAGUUUGGUUUUCUACACACAGUUAGUGGAAAGGGCACGUAUGAUUUGGCAGACUAAUGUAAUGUCUUAUGUGCUUCUGUCAAUUUCAGGGAAGAUAAAAUCUACAAGGAUACUUAAUUAAAAAAGAAUGCAAUGUCUGUUUUAUAAAUCACUGCUGCCAUCUGCCCCCCAAACGCGGAGCAUGGAAGCGGUCUUGUGUUUAACCAGCGUGGGAAAAACCCUGGAUCUGAAUUAAACCAACUUACUGAAAUAACUUUUUUUUCUUUUUCUUUUUUUUUUUUUUUUUUUCUAAGUACAGUCUUAAGCUUAACGCAGCACCAAACACCGGCGUUUCUUACUUGGCGCUGUGCACAGAGACCCGCGUUAAGGUCACAUAAGGCGGGCGGGCAGUGCUCCCACGGGUGCCGCCAGCUCCGGGGGCCGGAGCCUGCCGGGCCGGGCCGGGGCUGCGUGCGGGUGCCCCAGCCCGUGUGUGCGAGGAGCUCUCGGCGCGCUCCCCAGCUCCGCCCGCAGGGCUGCCCCGAGCUGACCCGCGGGCACGGCGGCGUGGGGACGGAUUUACGGGAUCGGUGCGCCUGCGGCCGGGGUCUUGGGAGCUGCCGGGCGGUCCCUCGGCCGGCGCGGCCGGAGCCGGCUCUGCCCGGGGAUGACCCGGAUCGCCCCGGUGUUGUCGCAGCCCGCGGGACGCGCGUGGCGGUGAGAUAGAAGAUGAAUUCAGCUGAAAUCACUGAUGAUGAUGAAGUAAAAAUUCCUAAAAAAAAUGUGAAAGUAGAAACAGAAAAUGAAGAUGAAGCUCUAGACUGCUCAGUAACUUCCAGAUCUGCAGAGAAACACUCACUGGAUGGUGCAGUGACUUGCCUGCAGGAUUCCAACAAACGGAAACAGACCUCCCUUGGCUGUGAUGGGUCAGGAGGCCAGCAGGAUGCCUUACCCAGUGUGAAGAAGAGACGCUUUACACAAGAGGGAUCCCUUUCAAACAUGAGGAACAGAGAUGCUGGCUCACCCACUCAGGUAAAUGCAGAGCAGCCAAGCAAGAACAGGAAUUCUAAUGUAACAUGGCUCUGUGAAGAAGAAUCCUUCAGUGACAUAAUCACUCCAUCUUAUAAAAAACCUCUCUACGGCAUCUCACACAAAAUCACAGAGAAGAAGAACCCACCAGGAGCAGAGCAGUUUGCUUCUUACGAGUUGUUUGAAAAAAUCAACCCCAGCAGUCCCUCGCAAAUUCGGACUUUGAAUGAUCAACGCAAAAGAGACUCGGCCACGGCCAUUGCAGUAACAGCAGCCACAGCAGAUUCAGAAUCAAAUAUAUAUUCUUUGAUACAGAAAAUGUUUUACACGCUGAACACCCUCAAUACCAAUAUGACUCAGCUUCACAGUAAAGUUGACCUGUUGUCUCUGGAGGUUAGCAGAAUUAAAAAGCAAGUCAGUCCAGCAGAGUCUGUUGCUGACUUCAAGCCUCCCCCGGAGUACCAGCUGACUUCUGCAGAACUCAAGCAAAUCAUGGAUCAAAGCACAUCAGGUGGAGACCUGGCUUGCCGGUUGCUCGUGCAGCUCUUUCCAGAGCUCUUCAGUGAUGACGAAUUCGGCAGGAGCUGCAGCGCAUGUGGCUUUCUCAACAAAAGGAAACUUGAAUCUCUUCAUCUGCAGCUUAUUCGUAACUAUGUGGAAGUUUGUUACCCUUCUGUGAAAAAUACAGCUGUGUGGCAGUUGGAGUGCUUGCCUCAAGUCAAUGAUUUUUUCAACAGAUUUUGGGCUCAAAGGGAAAUGGAAAACAGUCAGCAGAAUGUGCAAUCAUCCAGUUUUUAUGAGACUGAGCAGGUCGAAUCCUCUCAUUUUAUGGAGGAUAAAGAGCAGGAAGAAGCUUUGUCCUUGGACAGGAGUAAUGUCAUUGCCUCAGAUUACAUGCUGGAUGCUCAAGAUCUCAAUGAAUUUUUAGAUGAAGCUUCCUCACCAGGGGAGUUUUCUGUUUUUUUGUUACACAGACUGUUUCCAGAACUCUUUGACCACAGAAAAUUAGCUGAAAGGUACAGCUGCUUUGGAGACUCUGGAAAACAACUGCUGGAUCCUCAUCGGCUUCAAAUAAUCCGUAGGUACACUGAAAUUUACUUUCCAGAUGUGCAAGAAGAAGAAGCCUGGUUGCAGCAGUGUGUUCAGCGAAUAAAUGAUGAGCUUGAAAGUACGUAUAUGGAUGGAAGUGAAUGUGACCAGAUGAGAGAUGACUGUUACGAUUCUUCUAGUUUACCAGAUGAUGUAUCAAUCAUAAAAGUGGAAGACAGUUUUGAAUAUGAAAAGCCUGGAAGACGGUCAAAAAAAAUUUGGCUUGUACCCAUAGAUUUUGACAAACUUGACUUUCCCCCUCCUGAUUUUGAUGUCCCUGUUCCAGAUUACCUGUUGAACAAAGAACAGAUUAAAAGCAUAUAUGAAAGCAGUCUUUCCAUAGGCAACUUUGCCUCUCGAUUACUUGUUCUCUUAUUUCCUGAAUUGUUUACUCAUGAAAACUUACGGAAGCAAUACAACUGUAGUGGAUCUUUAGGCAAGAAACAGCUCGACCCCACUAGAAUUAAAUUAAUUCGACAUUAUGUGCAGAUACUGUACCCCAGAGCAAAGAAUGACAGAGUGUGGACAUUGGAAUUUGUUGGGAAGCUUGACGAGAGGUGUCGACGAAGAGACACGGAGCAAAGGCGCUCGUACCAACAGCAACGGAAAAUCCACGUGCCAGGUCCCGACAGGAGGGAAUUUCUCACCUAUGCAAUAAACCCUGAGAGAUUUCGGGAAGAAUUUGAAGGGCCGCCACUGCCACCAGAAAGAAGUAGCAAGGAUUUUUGCAAGAUACCACUUGAUGAACUUGUUGUUCCUAAUCCAGACUUCCCUGUGCCUUCUCUGUAUUUGCUGUCAGAUAAGGAGAUAAGAGAGAUAGUGCAGCAGAGCCUGUCGGUCGGCAACUUUGCUGCCAGGCUUCUCGUAAGACUCUUUCCUGAACUCUUUACUCCGGAGAAUCUGAGACUGCAGUACAACCAUUCAGGUGCUUGUAAUAAAAAACAGCUUGAUCCCAUCAGGCUGAGACUGAUCCGUCAUUAUGUGGAGGCAGUUUAUCCUGUGGAGAAAAUGGAAGAAGUGUGGCAUUAUGAAUGUAUACCGAGCAUCGAUGAAAGGUGCCGGCGUCCUAACAGGAAAAAGUGUGAUAUACUGAAAAAAGCUAAGAAAGCGAAAAAAGUGACAGGCUCCUUAAACUGCUAAGACUUUGACCACUAAAUUAUUGUCAAGAGUAUGCUUUGGUUUAGACUGAAGGGCCUGUUGGGAGCUGAGGGUUCUCAGCACGUGAGACAGUCAGGCACUAAAUUUGUUGCAUUUCAGUGUGUGUGUUGCAUUUCUGUUGUCAUCGCAGCAGUGGGAAGUGGCUGACUGGAUUUGUACAUGGGUAAAGACCAUCAGUGAUAGCUAUCAAUGACUCGCUAAGAGCUUGAUAUUCACUGGUGCAAAUACAUGUAUUGAAACUAUUGCUCCACUCCCCAUUUCUGCAUCUUUCUUUUCUAUCACUUUCUAAUAAUAAAGAAUUUUUUGUUAAUGGCUGUGCUCUUCAAGAGCAGUUUUUCAUUAUACCGUUAUAAACAGUAUUUUUAAUUAAUUCGGAUUUUGAAAUGUGUAGACUAAGUUCAAUUUAAAUUUGAAAGUGCCAUUUUCAUUGGAAAUCAUUGGAAUAUUAGACUUUGCUUCUACAGUAACUGCAGCUUCACACUUGCUCUUGAUGAUAUUGAGGUACUGAAAGUUAAUAUACUGUGUCAAAGAGUGGGUCAGAAUGGUGUCAUUUGCAUUUUUGACUGUUACAUUGGUUUUAUUUCUAAAAUUGAGAGUUUCUUGUUGAGGACUUGAGACUUGAGCAUAGACACCAUGUGAAUGGGGUUUUUUUUUGUAUUGACACCACAAGCUUUAUCCUGCCCCUGUGAGUUCUGUUAUUGUUUUGUCCAGUGUAACUGCUGGAGUAACUGAGCACUGCUCGUCUUGAGUAAAGCUAGCAGAACAGACCCAAGCCUAUACCCAUGGAAUGUCUUCCCAUCACCUGCUUGCCACCCCGUUUGUAAAAUAGCAAAAGCAAUGGCAACAACAAAAAUACCUGAAAUGAGAACUUUAAAAAAUGUAGACCUUACUUUCUAUCGAAAUCACGAUUCCAAAGGUUUCCAGUGUUGAUAUUGAAUUGCAUAUAUAAAAAGUAUGUGCAAAGAUUGGUUUUGUGGUGAAAUCCAGUGUUUCAGGGUCCCAGCAUAUGAGCUGUGGUAAUGUAACUCAUUCUUUCUAUGAAUGCAGCAGCAUCUGGAUAUUUUGGGUGUAGGGAUAUGGAACUCCCUCACUUUGCCAAAUUGUUUUUGUGUAAUUAGUAGCUUUGGAGACAUAACUGUGUACGUAUAACUUAGGUUCGUAUGGUCAAGUUUGCAUCAUUAAUAUGUUCAGGUGUAACAAAGACCACCCAGAACCCAAUAUGAUUUUGCUGUAUGACUUGUCACUGGAGAGUGCUGCUUUAAAACUAGUUUUCUCUUUUUUUAAAAAAAAUUAAUACUAAUAGAAAUGAUUAGAGAGAGUCAAAUGUGGAUUCUUAAUACAGUAAAGACAGUGAUUGCCUAGAGAGCAUCACUGGAACACCUUGGCUCAAUUGUUGAUGUUCUCUGUGUUCCUUUUCUGUUGUUUACUUAGAUGGGUCAUAGCAAAUUUUAAGUCAGUUCCAGUGUAAUUUUCUAUUUUAGCAUUUGUAAGGAAGUACAAAAUAUUCGAUAUUUUUACUUCAGGUUUUUAGAAUUUAUUGUUCUUAGACUCAUAUUGAUCCCUUUAAAAGGAAAACAACAUGGUUUUUCCUGAUGGCAAGAACUAGUAAACGUAUUGUGUUAAACUGGGAGUGAAUCAUAGUUAGUAGCAUUUGCUCAUUUUGCCCAUAUGCUAGAAACAUUCUCAGAGAAUGUAUGAAAAAAGUCAUGAAUGUACUAAAUAACACAUUGAUACUGUUUAUAUCCAUUUAAAUGUUUCCUGUUGGUUUAAGUAAUACCAGACCAUACUCCAAAUGGAUAUCAGAGCAAAUACGGCUAUAAUAAAUCGAAAUCAUUUUACCAAAGAUAAAGAACUGAUACACAAUGUCUGCAUCUGUUCAUUUUAGUGCAUACAUUUAUCAAAUUGAAUGUAUCAGAAACCAAGACUCUCUUGUCAUUGUAUGCUACCUAGAAACUCUGUGAAUUUUUUUCUACAUGCACUUUCAUGGGAUAUAUAAAAUAACAGAAGAUCUUAACAGCUGCUUAAUUUGUGGUUGCAAAUGGCUGGCCAAAAGGUAAGAAAUACAAUUUUAUUUUCUUAUCUUAAUGUCAUACAUUUCACCACUUAGUGAUGUCAAAGCUCCCAGAAGAAUUCAAUAUAUGUUGAGCUUUUUUACAAGGGAUAGGUGUUACUAGCUAGCAUGCAAAUUUGAGACAUACUGGCUUUUACUGUAGAUGUUGAUAUUAAGUCAAAAAAUCAGUCAAUUGAUAUUAUCUGAAAGGUAGUGAAAAAAUCAGUUUGACAACUUUGACCAUAAAAAUGAUAAUUUUUGAAACUGGGUAUAAAAAUAUUUUGGUUGUGGUUUUUUCUCUUCUUAUUGCUGUGUACAUUCCUUUUGUCCAACUCUUCACAACCCUUUCAUGAUUCAUUUGAUUGUAUGAUUUAUAACUGAUAUCAAGAAAAUACAGACAUAAAAACAGUGGCAUAGUUCACUAACAAAAGCUCUUGCAGUGCAUCUGAAGUACACCCACUUCAUCCAGUUGGUCAGUCUUGUAAAUAUAUUAAAGGUAUAUUAUUUUCAUACAA